Molecule: messenger RNA, 1621 nt
Organism: Paramacrobiotus metropolitanus
Lineage: Eukaryota; Metazoa; Tardigrada; Eutardigrada; Parachela; Macrobiotidae
Product: centrosomal protein CCDC61-like
Exons: 3
Coding region: 38-1612 (524 amino acids)
Source: RefSeq, a predicted model, not a curated record
UUUACUUAAUUGAAGUUAUUAUGGUUCGGUACGAAAAAUGCCUGAGCGAGUGGAAAAUAUGAUUAAAAUAAGGACAACAGAUUAUCUGGUCAUUCUAACUUUUGAACUCAACUGCUACCUAAUCGUGGAAGUGUUAAACAAGGCAUGCCGAAUUUGUUGGCAAUCCCGCUUUGACUGUGCACAAAUAGAAUCUUUAACAGAAACAGCUGGAGUACUGAAAAAGUUUUCGUCCUUCAUAGCAAUGCUGCGAGCAGCGCUGUUUCAGACGUCUGACAAUGUUUCGUUGGAUAUAGCAAGACGUCUCAAAAAUCGGGAGAAAAGUCGUGAAGAACUGGAGCGUAACCCAUCGAUGCCAUCGAGAGAAUCCAGUGAAUCCAGCAAAACCACCGCUGACCGGGUUUUUCUAAAAUUAUUGUACAGAUCGGAAUUUGAAGCUUGUACAUACGUUCUCCCUUUGGACAACAACGACACCGAGCAAAGUUUCAGUCAGUCGCUUAAAAAAUCGCAUGAAUCUGCCGACAAAUUCCCUGAACGGCAGAAUGCCCAGAUUCAUCCAGAAAAGCAGAACAAUUUACACAGAUUUGCCGUUCUGCAGCUAGAAGCACGCUUGGACCACCUUUCUAAAGAUAAAGACAAAUUAAGGGAUGAGUUGAGUCGUACAAAAACCAGCCUGAGACAGUCCGAAGCUCGUGAACUGUCGUUGAUCGAAGAUGCCGAACGGCUGAAGCGAAAGGUCGGAAAGCAAAUGAUUGCCUUGAAAUCCCACUGCGACAAGCGGCUGCAGCACCUCGAGCUGGAGAAUAAACUGCUCACUCACGAUCUCACGCUGACGCGGCGGGAAGUAAGCAGUCUGAAGGCCCAACUGCGGCGCGCCCAAACCGAGAUUGCCCUCUAUUCUCGUCGUUUCAGACCCGGAAUCGUAAAUUCACCGGCCGCUGUCCGUGAGCAUUCUCCGCACUGUUACCUGCGCAAGCAAACAGAUCUCCCCACCCACCGUCCAAAUCCGUCGACCAAUCGGCGCGCUUCCACAUUGGAUCGUACGCAUUCAGCCGGUGCUGGCGGAAAGACCUGCCGCGCUGACGUAAGCGAACCGUUCCGUAGCCGCAGUUACUCACCGGGCGGUGUUGACCAAUCCAAACCACGCUUCGAACUGCACAUCAUCAAACAUAACCGUUCGGCGUCGCUUGACCAGCAAACACGACAACGGUCCGUGGAUAACCGUGCCUACGGCUGUAGGGGAAAAUUCGCGCCGCAAUAUAACGGGACGACCGAUCCGCGCAGCACAUCACCCUCGCUUGCUUCUUCACCAACACCGUUCCAACUAGAAUCGAGAUUUUCGAGAAAAUCGAAUCAUGAAAUGACCGCGAAAGGGGACUAUAGUCGCCAGUCAUCGCCGCUGUUUGUGGCGAAGAAAGAUCGUGCUGUCACUCCGAGUCCCACCCGGCCGCUGUAUGGUGCUUCACGAUUCGUGGAUUCCGACGAUGAGGUCACGGCGGGACAGCGUUCGCCUGCACGGCCGCCCAUGAUGAUUAUGGAUGAUGUGUCCGCACGUGCCAAGUUUUUACUGCAGAAAUAUCGUAGGAAAAACCAGUGUGGAUCGUCUUACACAUAAAAGUAAAAU